AUGCUGGCUGUUGGAUUGCUUUACCUGGGAUUAGUUUGUGCAAUAGAGAUUGUAGAUCCCACCAGAGCCAUUGAAGGCCAUCACACCCAGGUAUCACAGUGCCCUCCCAAUGAGUUUGAGUGUCGAGGAACAGAUGUGUGCAUUCACCUGAGCAAGCUUUGUGAUGGCGUCCCAGACUGCUCGGAUGGACGUGACGAGGGGCCGCACUGUCGAGAGUAUGCUCAUAACUGCACCAUCAUGGGCUGCCAGUACAACUGUUCAGUGACGCUGUUGGGUCCAAAGUGCUACUGCAGGAAUGGCUAUGAGGUGGGAGAAGAUGGAAAGAGAUGCAAAGACUUUAACGAGUGUGCAGUGUAUGGGACUUGCAGUCAGACAUGCACAAACACAGAUGGCUCCUACACCUGCAGCUGUGUGGAGGGCUACUUGCCUCAACCAGACAACCGUUCCUGCAAGGCCAAGAACGACCCUGUAGAUCGGCAUCCAUACCUCUUCAUAGCCAACUCGCAGAACAUCCAAGCCACCUCUCUAAGUGGAGCCAAUCCCAUCUCCAUCAACACCAAGCAGACCACUGCUAUGGACUUUAUCUACGCCCAGGAGACCGUGUGCUGGAUCCACAUGGGAGACUCCCCUGCAGCCACCCAACUCAAGUGUGCCAAAUUCCCCAGUGCCAAGAGCUUUACGGAGGAGAAGACCAUCAACAUCUCCCUCAGCGUGCACCAUGUGGAGCAGAUGGCUAUUGACUGGCUGACAGGAAACUUCUACUUUGUGGAUGAUGUGGACGACCGCAUUUUUGUGUGCAGUAAAGAUGGCUUAACCUGUGUCAUCCUGCUGGACCUGGAGCUCUAUAACCCUAAAGGAAUCGCACUGGACCCAGCCAUGGGGAAAGUGUUCUUCACAGACUACGGCCAAAUCCCGAAGGUAGAGCGCUGUGAUAUGGACGGCCAGAACCGCACCAAACUGGUAGACAGUAAAAUCGUCUUCCCUCACGGCAUCACUCUGGACUUGGUCAGCAAGCUGGUGUACUGGGCUGACGCUUACCUGGAUUACAUUGAGGUGGUGGACUACGAAGGCAAGAACCGGCACACCAUCAUUCAGGGAUUGCUGAUUGAACAUCUCUAUGGUCUAACAGUGUUUGAAAACUAUCUGUAUGCCACCAACUCUGACAAUGCCAACAUGCAGCCCAAAACCAGUGUGAUCAGAGUCAACAGAUUCAACAGUUCUGACUUCCAGGUGGUGACACGCGUAGAUAAGGGUGGCGCCCUUCACGUUUACCACCAGAGACGUCAACCUGCAGUCCGCAGUCACGCAUGUGCUCCGGAUCAGUUUGGGAAGCCAGGCGGCUGCUCUGAUAUCUGCCUGCUGGGUAACAGUCACAAGAGCCGAACGUGCCGCUGCCGUUCUGGUUUUAGCCUGGGCAGUGAUGGAAAGUCCUGCAAGAAACCAGAGCAUGAGCUCUUCCUGGUGUACGGUAAAGGCCGGCCUGGUGUCAUCCGUGGUAUGGACAUGCAUGCCAGGGUGUAUGAUGAGCACAUCAUCCCCAUCGAGAACCUGAAUAACCCAAGAGCCCUGGACUUCCACACUGAGACAGAAUUCAUCUAUUUCGCUGAUGCCACCAGCUACAUCAUCGGCCGCCAGAAGAUUGAUGGCACUGAGAGAGACAUCAUAGUGAAGGAUGGUAUUCAUACAGUAGAAGGUAUCGCUGUGGACUGGAUGGGGCAAAACCUGUAUUGGACUGAUGAUGGACCCAAAAAGACCAUCAGUGUGGCCAAACUGGAGAAAGCCUCUCAGACCUGCAAAACGCUUAUCGAGGGAAAGAUGACCCAUCCUAGAGCCAUAGUAGUAGACCCUUCUCAUGGAAUGAUGUACUGGAGUGACUGGGAGGAGGAGCCUAAAGAGACCAAUCGGGGCAGUAUAAAGAAGGCCUGGAUGGAUGGUUCAAAUGCUGGUAUCCUGCUUACUUCUAAAACUGUGCUCUGGCCCAAUGGCCUCAGCCUGGACAUCCAGCAGGGAAUCUUGUACUGGGUGGAUGCGUACUACGACCGCAUCGAGAUGGUGCUUCUCAACACCACAGAACGCAGGACGGUAUUUGAAGGACAGGAGCUGAACCAUCCCUUUGGCCUGUGUCACUAUAAGAACUUCCUGUUCUGGAAUGAGUACCGCAGUGGAGGAAUCUACAAACUGGACCAGAACACCAAGAAGGUCACGUUGCUACGCAGUGAACGACCACCAAUCUAUGAGAUUCGCACCUAUGACGCACAACAACAGCAAAUCACAGGCUCCAACGUGUGCCGUGCCAAUAAUGGUGGCUGCAGCAGUCUGUGUCUGCUGACACCCACUGGACGCUCCUGCGCCUGUGCCGACGACCAGAUACUAGAUACUGACAACAAGACCUGUAAAGCAAACCCUUCCUACGUGCCUCCUCCUCAGUGCCAGCCUGGAGAAUUUGCCUGUAAGAAUAAUCGCUGUAUUCAAGACCGCUGGAAGUGUGACGGGGACAAUGACUGUCUGGACAACAGCGAUGAGGCCCCCGAGUUGUGCCACCAGCACACCUGUCCCGCGGACCGCUUUAAGUGCCAGAAUAACCGUUGUAUCCCACUGCGCUGGCUUUGUGAUGGAGACAAUGACUGUGGGAAUGAUGAAGACGAAUCUAACAGCACCUGCUUGGCACGCACGUGUCCUUCUAAUCAGUACCCAUGUGCCAGUGGCCGUUGUAUUCCUGUCUCCUGGACUUGUGACCUGGAUGAUGAUUGUGGCGAUCGCUCAGAUGAACCACCAUCUUGUGCAUAUCCCACCUGUUUCCCACUCACUCAGUUCACUUGUGCCAAUGGACGCUGCAUCAAUGUCAACUGGCGUUGUGAUAAUGAUAAUGACUGUGGGGAUAACAGUGAUGAAGCCGGCUGCAGUCACUCGUGCUCCAGUGUGCAAUUUAAAUGCAAUAGCGGCCGCUGUAUUCCAGAGUACUGGACUUGUGAUGGAGACAACGACUGUGGAGAUUACAGCGAUGAGACUCAUGCCAACUGUACCAAUCAAGCCACGCGGCCUCCCGGCGGUUGCCACACGGAUGAGUUCCAGUGCCGAAUGGACGGUUUGUGUAUUCCUAUGCGAUGGCGCUGUGAUGGAGACACGGACUGCAUGGACCUCAGCGACGAGAAGAACUGCGAGGGCGUCACACAUAUGUGCGACCCUGCCGUCAAGUUUGCCUGCAAGGACUCGGCUCGCUGUAUCAGCAAGGCCUGGGUGUGUGACAGGGACAGCGAUUGCGAGGAUAACUCGGAUGAAGAAAACUGCGAGGCUCUUGAGUGCAAGCUCUCCCACCAUGUUUGUGCCAGCAACGACUCCAUCUGCCUACCUCCUGAGAAACUGUGCGACGGCAAUGACGACUGCCCCGAUGGCUCGGAUGAGAAGCUUUGCAAUCUUUGCACGAUGGAUAAUGGAGGAUGCAGCCACAACUGUACCAUUGCUCCUGGUGAGGGCAUCCUGUGCUCCUGCCCAGUUGGCAUGGAGCUGGGUACUGACAACAAGACCUGUCAGAUUCAGAGCUUCUGCGCCAAGCAUCUCAAGUGCAGCCAGCGCUGCAUGCAGGAGAAGGCCACUGUUAAGUGUGCCUGCUAUGAAGGCUGGGCGCUCGGGCCAGACGGCGAGAGCUGCAAGAGCACUGAUCCUUUCAAGCCCUUCAUCAUUUUCUCCAACCGGCAUGAGAUCCGUCGGAUUGACUUGUACAAGGGCGAGUUCAGCGUGCUGGUGCCUGGCCUGCGUAACACCAUUGCCCUGGAUUUCCACCUCAACCAGAGUGCCCUCUACUGGACCGAUGUGGUUGAAGACAAGAUCUAUCGGGGAAAGCUGUCGGAAAACGGAGCUCUCACCAGUUUUGAGGUGGUGAUUCAGUAUGGUUUGGCCACUCCAGAGGGUCUGGCUGUGGACUGGAUCGCAGGAAACAUCUACUGGGUGGAAAGUAACCUGGAUCAGAUCGAAGUGGCCAAGCUGGAUGGUACCAUGCGUACAACACUACUAGCCGGAGAAGUGGAGCAUCCGCGUGCCAUUGCACUUGACCCAAGAGAUGGUAUUCUGUUCUGGACAGACUGGGACGCCAGCUCCCCUAGGAUAGAGGCUGCAUCUAUGAGUGGGGAGGGCCGUCGCACCAUCCACAAAGAGACUGGGAACGGUGGCUGGCCCAACGGUCUCACUGUGGACUACCUAGAGCGCCGUAUCCUGUGGAUUGAUGCCAGAUCUGAUGCCAUCUACUCUGCCGCUUACGAUGGUUCCGGCCUAAUCGAGGUGCUUCGGGGUCAUGAACACUUAUCACAUCCCUUUGCCGUCACCAUGUAUGGAGGAGAGGUCUACUGGACGGACUGGCGGACCAACACUUUGGCUAAAGCCAAUAAAUGGACAGGACACAAUGUGACGGUGGUCCAAAGAACAAACACUCAGCCGUUUGAUCUUCAAGUGUUUCAUCCUUCUAGACAACCUCAGGCUCCCAACCCGUGUGCAGCGAAUGAUGGGAAAGGGCCGUGCUCUCACCUGUGCCUCAUCAACUACAACCAAACCUUUUCCUGUGCCUGUCCACACCUCAUGAAACUCAAGGCAGACAAGCACACCUGCUACGAGUACCGUCAGUUCCUGCUGUACGCUCGUCAGAUUGAAAUCAGAGGGGUGGACAUAGAUAAUCCCUAUUACAACUACAUCAUCUCUUUCACUGUCCCUGACAUCGACAAUGUUACAGUGGUGGAUUAUGAUGCUCUGGAGCACCGCAUCUACUGGUCUGAUGUUCGCACUCAGACGAUCAAAAGAGCCUUCAUCAAUGGGACUGGUGUGGAGACGGUGGUAUCAGCUGACCUCCAUAAUGCUCAGGGUCUAGCUGUAGACUGGGUCUCCAGAAACCUCUUCUGGACCAGCUAUGAUACGAAUAAGAAGCAGAUCAAUGUUGCACGCCUAGACGGGUCCUUCAAGAAUGCUGUAAUCCAUGGACUGGACAAGCCUCACUGUUUGGUGCUACAUCCUAUCCUGGGGAAGCUCUACUGGCUUGAUGGUGACAACAUCAGUAUGGCCAACAUGGACGGCACCAACCACACAUUACUGUUCACCAAUCAGAAAGGCCCAGUGGGUCUGUCCAUAGACUUUGACAUGGAGCAGUUGUACUGGAUCAGCUCAGGGAACAGCACCAUUAACCGCUGUAAGCUGGAUGGUUCCGGACUGGAGAUCAUUGAGGGUGUUAAAGGAAAACUCACCAAAGCUACAGCCCUCGCUAUCAUGGGAGAUAAGUUGUGGUGGGCCGAUCAGGGCACAGAUCAGAUCGGUACAUGUGAUAAGAGUGAUGGAGGCAACUGGAAGGUUCUCCGAAAUAAUACCUCACCCAUGAUGCAUAUGAAGAUCUACAAUGAGACUGUUCAUCAACUAGGUACCAACCUCUGCAGUAAGAACAAUGGCGACUGCUCUCAGCUUUGCUUGCCAACUUCACCAACUACAAGAGCCUGCAUGUGUACGGCUGGAUAUAGUCUGAAGAGUGGCCAACAGUCCUGUGAAGGCAUGGGCUCGUUUUUGCUCUACUCUGUGCACGAGGGCAUCCGUGGCAUCCCUCUGGACCCGUCAGAUAAAUCUGAUGCCCUGGUACCUGUGUCAGGCACCUCUCUUGCUGUGGGCAUUGACUUCCAUGCUGAGAAUGACACCAUCUACUGGGUUGACAUGGGCCUUAGCACUAUUAGCCGAGCCAAGAGAGACCAGACCUGGAGGGAGGACAUAGUGACCAAUGGCAUUGGACGUGUGGAAGGCAUCACCGUGGACUGGAUUGCAGGCAACAUCUAUUGGACUGAUCAAGGCUUUGAUGUGAUUGAGGUGGCCAGACUCAACGGCUCCUUCCGCUAUGUGGUCAUCUCUCAGGGUCUGGACAAACCUCGUGCCAUUGCUGUACAUCCAGAGAAAGGGUAUCUGUUCUGGACGGAGUGGGGUCAGUAUCCGCGUAUUGAAAGAUCUCGUUUGGAUGGUUCUGAAAGAGUAGUUCUUGUCAAUGUCAGCAUCAGCUGGCCCAAUGGCAUCUCCAUUGAUUACAAGGAGAGCCUGCUAUAUUGGUGUGAUGCACGUACAGACAAAAUUGAGCGCAUAAAUCUGGAGACUGGAGAAAACCGUGAGCUGGUGCUGUCUAGUAACAACAUGGACAUGUUUGCUGUUUCUGUGUUUGAGGACUACAUCUACUGGAGUGACAGGACGCAUGCCAAUGGCUCCAUCAAGAGAGGAAACAAGGACAAUGCCACAGACAUGGUGUAUCUGAGAACAGGCAUUGGUGUACAGCUCAAAGACAUUAAAGUCUUCAACCGUGCAAGACAGCAAGGUACCAACAUUUGUAAAGUGAACAAUGGUGGUUGUGAACAGCUGUGUCUGUACCGGGGUAAUGGCAAUCGUACCUGCGCCUGUGCCCACGGCAUGCUGGCAGAGGACAGCCACAGCUGCAGGGAUUACGAUGGCUACCUCCUCUACUCGGAGCGCACGAUACUAAAGAGCAUUCACCUAUCGGAUGAAACAAACCUCAAUGCUCCCAUUAAACCCUUUGAAGACCCAGAGCACAUGAAGAAUGUCAUCGCCCUUACCUUUGACUACAGGGGUGGCGGUGGAAAGGGAGCCAACCGGAUCUUCUACAGCGACAUUCACUUUGGUAACAUUCAGCAUAUCAGCGAUGAUGGCUCUGACCGCAAGACCAUAGUGGAGAGUGUAGGAUCAAUUGAAGGUUUGGCUUAUCACCGGGGUUGGGACACACUUUACUGGACCAGCUACACCACCUCCACCAUUACACGGCACACUGUGGACCAGAGUCGCACUGGAGCUUUUGACAGAGACACUGUGGUCACUAUGUCCGGGGAUGACCACCCCAGAGCCUUUGUUCUGGAUGAAUGCCAAGACUUGAUGUUCUGGACUAACUGGAAUGAACAGACUCCAAGUAUCAUGCGAGCGUCUCUUUCAGGAGCGAAUGUCCUUGUGAUCAUCGGCAGUAACAUCCGCACCCCGAACGGCCUGGCCAUCGACCACCGUGCUGAGAAAAUCUAUUUCUCAGAUGCCACAUUUGACAAGAUUGAGCGAUGCGAGUAUGAUGGCAGUCGACGCUUCGUGGUGCUAAAGAACGAGCCAGUGCAUCCUUUCGGUUUGGCGGUGUAUGGUGACUAUAUCUUCUGGACAGACUGGGUGCGCAGAGCUGUGCUCAGAGCUAAUAAAUACGGCACAGAUAUGAAAGUCCUACGUGCCGACAUUCCUCAACAGCCAAUGGGCAUCAUUGCUGUGGCCAAAGACACCAAUAGCUGUGAAUUUUCUCCAUGUCUCAUCAAUAAUGGAGGCUGUCAGGACCUGUGUCUGCUCACUUCAGAAGGACGAGUCAACUGCAGCUGCCGUGGAGAGCGCAAACUACUGGGAGACAACACCUGUGUUGCGGAGAACACAACCUGCAACAGCGUGGAUGAGUUUGAAUGUGGAAACGGCGACUGUAUCGAGUACAGCCUGACUUGUGACAGUCUCGGCCACUGCAAGGACAAGUCUGAUGAGAAGCAGUCCUACUGCGCGAACCGCAUGUGUAAGAAGGGCUACCGGCGCUGCAUUAAUGGACGAUGUAUCAAACACAGCUCUUGGUGUGACGGCACUGAUGACUGUGGAGACGGUUCAGAUGAGCUGCCAUGCAACAUGACUCUGUGCAGUGCUGCUGAGUUCCAGUGCAAAGACGGUUCCUGCAUCACUAACUCUAGUCGCUGUAAUCAGGUGGUGGACUGUGAGGACGCCAGUGAUGAGAUGAACUGCAGCCCCACUGACUGCUCCAGUUACUAUCUGCUUGGAGUGAAGGGCGAGACCUUUGAGCAGUGUGAGUUCACUACACUCUGCUACGCCCCCUCCUGGCGCUGUGAUGGCUCCAAUGACUGCGGAGACUUCUCCGAUGAAAGAAACUGUCCCGAGAAAAGGAAGUAUAAUUGUCCACUGUUUAAGACGAAGACUUGCAGUCCAGAGGCAUUCCAGUGUCCUGGCUCUCACAUGUGUAUUUCUCAACGCUGGAAGUGUGACGGGGACAAGGACUGUCCUGAUGGUGCAGAUGAGGGCAUUAAGGCUGGUUGUGUGUUCAAUAAGACCUGUGAUGACUCAGAGUUCCAGUGUCAGAAUUAUCAGUGUAUUCCCAAAAACUUCAUGUGUGAUCAUGACAUUGACUGCCGCGAUGGCUCUGAUGAAUCGCCCGAGUGUGAAUAUCCCACAUGCGGGCCGAAUGAUUUCCGCUGUGCUAAUGGCCAGUGCCUGAAGCAGAAGAACUGGGAGUGUGAUGGAGAGUUUGACUGUAGAGACCAAUCAGAUGAAGCUCCCAAAAACCCACUUUGCACAGACUCAGUGCCACAUAUUGGCCGCAUCGGCAUGGAUGGCACAGAUCGCCACAUCAUCAUUCAAGAUAAGAUCACAUGGCCGAACGGCUUGACGCUAGAUUUUAUUAAUGACCGCAUCUACUGGGCAGACGCUCGUGAAGACUACAUUGCUUUUUCCAGCCUGGAUGGAUCCAACAGACACAUUGUGCUGAAUCAAGACAUCCCUCAUAUCUUUGCUAUGACUCUAUUUGAGGAGUACAUCUACUGGACCGACUGGGAGACCAAGUCCAUUAACAGAGCUCACAAAACCCUGGGCACCAACAAGACCAUGUUGAUUAGCACCCUGCACAGACCCAUGGACUUACACAUCUAUCAUCCCUCCAGACAACCUGAGGUGUCAGGUCACCCGUGUCAGGUGGAUAAUGGUGGCUGCAGUAACCUGUGUUUGCUCUCACCUGGAGGAGGCUACAAGUGUGCCUGUCCCACCAACUUCUAUCUGGCUGCUGAUGGAAAACAGUGCUUGUCCAACUGUACAGCCAGUCAGUUUGUCUGCAAGAAUGAUAAGUGCAUUCCCUUCUGGUGGAAGUGUGAUACUGAGGAUGACUGUGGAGACCGCUCAGAUGAACCUGCCGAUUGCCCCGAGUUUAAAUGCAGACCAGGCCAGUUCCAGUGUGGCACAGGUCUCUGCACCAACCCGGCUUACAUCUGUGAUGGAGACAACGACUGCCAGGACAACUCUGAUGAAGCCAACUGUGACAUCCACGUUUGCCUGCCCAGUCAGUUUAAGUGCUCGCAUCCUAGCCGCUGUAUCCCUGGAAUCUUGCGUUGUAACGGUCAGAACAACUGCGGCCAGGGAGAAGAUGAAAAGGACUGCCCUGAGGUGACCUGUGCUCCUAACCAGUUCCAGUGUGCCAUCACCAAACGCUGUAUACCACGAGUCUGGGUGUGCGAUAGAGACUACGACUGCGUGGACGAAUCCGACGAACCGGCCAACUGCACUCAGAUGAAGUGCGGUGUGGAUGAGUUCCUCUGUAAGGACUCGGGCCGCUGUAUCCCGUCCCGUUGGACAUGUGAUGGAGAGGACGAUUGUGGAGAUGGCUCAGAUGAACCCAAAGAGGAGUGUGAUGAGAGAACAUGUGAGCCGUACCAAUUCCGCUGUAAGAACAACCGCUGCGUGCCGGGCCGCUGGCAAUGUGACUAUGACAAUGACUGUGGCGAUAACUCAGAUGAGGAGAAGUGCGUGCCACGUCAGUGCUCUGAAAGUGAGUUUGCCUGCACUAACGGCCGUUGUAUUGCUGGGAGGUGGAAGUGUGAUGGAGAUCAUGACUGUUCAGAUGGAUCUGAUGAGCAUGGCUGUGAUCUGAAGUGUGAGGAGGAUCAAUUCCAGUGUAAGAAUGGUCACUGUAUCCCACUUCGCUGGCACUGUGACGCUGAUGCUGACUGUAUUGAUGGCAGUGAUGAAGCGAGUUGUGAUAUUUCUGUGGCACGGCACUGCCCCAAUGAUGAGUUCCAGUGUAAUAACACUCUGUGUAAGCCGCUGUCCUGGAAGUGUGACGGGGAGGAUGACUGUGGAGAUAACUCCGAUGAGAACCCUGAGGAAUGCAGAAACUUCCAGUGCCCACCCACUAGAAAUUUCCGUUGUCGGAAUAAUCGCGUAUGUCUCAGGAGUGGCAAGCGCUGUGAUGGUGUGGACAACUGCGGAGACAAUUCAGAUGAGACCAACUGUGGAGACCACACAUCCACAUGCGAUAAAGACCAGUUCAAGUGCAGCAAUGGCAAAUGCAUCAGUGCCAACCUGCGGUGCAACUUCUUUAAUGACUGUGAAGAUUACGGAUCAGAUGAGAUUGGCUGCAAGACAGACACCAUGCUGAAUGACUGUAAGAGUAACAAAUCUCUAUGUGGAGAUGGUGAUGAGGCUCACUGCAUUUCCAACGGCACAGACACAUUCUGCUCCUGCAAACAGGGUUUCCAGAACGUUGGACACAACACCUGUGAAGAUAAGAAUGAGUGCAAGCAGUUUGGUAUGUGUUCUCACAUAUGUAACAACACCAAAGGCUCCUACAAGUGCAGCUGCCACAAAUACUUCACCAGGAUUAACAACACAUGCAAGGCUGACAGUCAAAACAUUAGUAAACAGGUCCUCUACAUUGCGGAUGAUAACGAGAUCCGCAGUCUAAAUCUUGAUAUGCGCAAGUGGGUUUAUGAGCAGACAUUCCAGGGCGACGCCAACGUGCGCAUCGAUGCCAUGGACUUGCACGUCAAGACCAACCGCAUUUUCUGGACCAAUUGGCACACGUCUGGCAUUUCCUGCUUCCAGCUGCCAUCUCCAUCCUCACCGUCAGGUCCUAUGUCUAACUCUCACCGCAACACGAGGCAGAGCGAGGGCAGUGUCACCAACCUCGAUAUUCCAGGUUUGAAGAUGCCACGUGGAAUCGCGGUAGACUGGGUGGCUGGUAACCUCUACUGGACCGAUUCGGGACGUGAUGUGAUCGAGGUUGCUCAGAUUUCAGGCCAGCACAGGAAGACACUGAUUUCUGGCAUGAUUGAUGAGCCUUAUGCCAUUGUAGUGGAUCCUCAGAGAGGAACCAUGUACUGGACUGAUUGGGGGAAUCAUCCAAAGAUUGAGACGGCAGCCAUGGAUGGGACACUCAGACAAACCCUGGUCCAUGAGAACAUCCAAUGGCCUACAGGUCUUGCAGUGGACUACUUCAAUGAGCGUCUGUACUGGGCAGAUGUCAAGCUCUCUAUGAUUGGCAGUGUGCGUUUGGAUGGCUCUGACCCUGUAGUGGCUGUAUCCAACAUCAAAAACAACCUCCUCCACCCCUUCAGCAUUGAUAUCUUUGAGGAUUACAUUUAUGGUGUUACCUACACCAAUAACUUUGUCUUCCGGGUUAACAAGUUUGGCAAAGGUCAGGCGGAGAAUCUGACCACUGGCAUCAACCACGCAACUGACAUAGUCCUAUAUCACCGCUACAAACAGCCUGAGAUGACUAACCCAUGUGAUAGGAAGAAGUGUGAAUGGUUGUGUUUACUCAGUCCCAGUGGGCCAGUGUGCACCUGCCCUAAUGACCACAUCCCUGACAACGGUACCUGUACAGAGGUGCCACCAGCGACCCAGUCCCCCUUCACUCCUACAUGUAAUGUUCAGUGCCAGAAUGGUGGCAGCUGUUUCCUCAACGCAUGGAACCAGCCCAAAUGUCGCUGCCCCACCAGUUACAGUGGACAACGCUGUGAAAUCAACCAGUGCAGAGACUACUGUCAGAACGGAGGAACCUGCUCCCCGUCACGCACAGGUGCUCCUACCUGCCGCUGUCAGACUAGCUUCACUGGCCCCAAAUGUAACCUUCAUGUUUGCAACAACUACUGCCAGAAUGGGGGCAACUGCACUGUCAACCAGGGCAACCAGCCAACCUGCCAUUGUCCAAAGGGCUUCUUGGGUGACCAGUGCCAGUACAGUCAUUGUGAGGACUUCUGUAAGAAUGGAGGUACUUGUAUGGAGAUGAUGGACGGCACUAAACAUUGCCAGUGUUCUGAGUCGUACUUUGGUCCGCAAUGUGAGCUGAACAAGUGUGAAUACUGUGGCACGGGCAAGUGUGAAGUGCUAGGCAGUGGGAUAACAUGCAAAUGCGCUAAUGACAUCCAGGGGCCUACGUGCUACACCUGUGAUGACUUCUGCAUUGAGGGCCAGUGUUCUGUAGACCCUCAUACUAUGCUGCCACAGUGCAGGUGUCACACAGGCUGGUCAGGUUUCCGCUGUGAGCUCAAUGUCGCCCCUGUUCAAAACUCAGACUCUGGAAGUACUCCAUCAGUCGUCAUCCCAGUGGUGUUACUGCUCUUACUUGCACUGUUAGUGGUUGGUGCCAUCUUGUGGUACAAGAAGAGAAUGCGUGGCGCUAAAGGAUUCCAGCACCAGAGGAUGACCAACGGAGCCAUGAACGUUGAGAUCGGGAACCCGGCGUACAAGAUUUACGAAGGAGAGCCUGACGAUGACGCAGGGGAGCUGCUGGACUCUGAGUUCGCUCUGGAUCCAGAUAAGCCCACAAACUUCACCAACCCCGUCUACGCCACACUCUACUUGGGCGCCCAUAACAGCCGUAACUCUCUGGCCAGCACAGACGAGAAGAAAGAGCUGCUGUCUGCAGGAGACGACGACAUGGGAGACCCGCUGGCGUAGAGUCACGGCCGGAUGCCUGCCCUCACGCAGACCGUUAUGCCUUUACAUGUCAAAGGAAAAGCAACAAGAGCAGGAACACUGUACAAAAUGUAAAAAAAAAAAAAAAAAAAAGACAAAAAUUAAGGACACUUUUGUAUGUGAUCGCAGUAUUAUAUUUUAUUCUUCGAGAAAUCCUUCUGGUCAACAAAAGAAAGCAUUUUCUAUACAUAUAUUUUUUCUUUCCUUUUCCAGUUUUUUUUUUUCUUUUUUAGACGUUUGCAUACCUAAUUUCUCACCCUUCCCCUCCAUUUAGCCACUACCUCUGUGCUCAACAAGAUGCCAACAACAAUAUGGGAAAUCAGUUUUUUUUUUUUUUUUUGGUUUUAAGUUUAUUUUUGUAUGAAUUGUAUAGAGAUCAAUGUUUCUUUUAGGAAAAGCAAAAUUGCCAAGUGUUGCUAAUGAAAUGUAAGGGAGGGGGGCACGGCCGACUGAAUGAUACUGAUGCUGACUCGGCCCGUGUGUGAUUUCAGAUGGCUGAGAACGAAUAUGCGUGCGUGAGUGUUGCGAGACGUGGACGAGUCAGCAUCGCUUUUAUUUCUAUACUGUUAUCUCAGAGAACAACGCUUACGAUGAUUGUCAUACUCCUUGCACAGAUUGAUUUUAUAUAUAUUUACAUAAACAAUUAACAAAGUGUCUUGACAAAUAUACCCAGGAAUACAAGCAGACACCCGUACGAAUAGCAGUAUAAUAACUGUCUUUGUUUUAGCUUUGUUUUUUUAACGGAUGAAAAGAUGUGGAUUGAAUGAACGAUUGAGUGAAUCCAAACGGAUGGUAAAUGUAAGGUCAUUCCAGAACUGUUUCCAGGGUAUCAGUGGCCUUGGUAUGUACGCAAGCGGUACGUCCAAAGGAUGUGGGCCUCAUCUGACGCCAUGUCUUCCAGUACGCCGGAAACAGCCAGGAGAAACACGCAGAUGAUUGUCGUCUGCUCUCGGUCGGUGUGGAUUCGACAGAACCGCUCCAUACCACUUCAGUGGAAGCUGUAUGUCACUUUUAGUUCACUAGUUUGUCUUAUGGACUUUAUGCUCAGUGUAAGUGCAUUCCUGUGAGGUUCGUGUGGAUCCAGUAAUAACUCACUGCCUUGCUGCUACUCUUCCCAUCAUUCUCAUCUGCCUGACCAGUAGAGAGACUCGGCCAACCCUGCUUGCGGCCGAACGUCCACUGCUUCUAAUGGAGGUAACCCGUAGGCUAAUGCAUGGAUCCAACAGCUCAUAAAGACUAGCGUCGGCUCAACAGAUACAUGUCAACAGUAUUCAUCCGAGCAUCUGGACUUAACGUAAAGUGUCUGCUCUGUUUACGAUCAAAUGUAAUUUAGUACGGCCCUCGGUGGCCUUUUACUGUCACAGAUGACUAGUGUCACAACCCUGCAACAGUUUCUGUAGUUUUGUUGGUUAAUUUUUUUUUUUUUUAUAUAUAUAUACAAAAUAAUUAAACUGCUUUUUAUAG
Messenger RNA from Sinocyclocheilus grahami, 13971 nucleotides. RefSeq names its product low-density lipoprotein receptor-related protein 1-like. The transcript is spliced from 83 exons. Bases 1 to 12489 code for a protein of 4162 amino acids. Gene Ontology annotation, cellular component: signaling receptor complex; plasma membrane. Gene Ontology annotation, molecular function: calcium ion binding; protein binding. The record is from RefSeq and is a predicted model, not a curated record. NCBI's taxonomy places the organism in Eukaryota, Metazoa, Chordata, Actinopteri, Cypriniformes, Cyprinidae.